Molecule: messenger RNA, 1640 nt
Organism: Helianthus annuus (common sunflower)
Lineage: Eukaryota; Viridiplantae; Streptophyta; Magnoliopsida; Asterales; Asteraceae
Product: zinc transporter 4, chloroplastic
Exons: 4
Coding region: 269-1483 (404 amino acids)
Biological process (GO): zinc ion transmembrane transport
Cellular component (GO): plasma membrane
Molecular function (GO): zinc ion transmembrane transporter activity
Source: RefSeq, a predicted model, not a curated record
GCAGAUGGUGUCGACACCGUUUAUCUCAAACUUCAUUAAAACCUUUCAACUUUUUCCUCCAAAAAUUUCACCGAUAGUGAAAUGAUGUCGACAUUCCUCCUGAUCACAACCAGCAAAAGAACACGCAUCCAUAAAUUCUGAGAAUGAUCAACAACUUAAGACCCGUGUGUGUCUCAUCAUCAUUUCAUCAUCUUCUUGUACAAAACAUCAUUUGUUCAACAACUUUAAGGAGAAUCUUUGAUAUAUUAUAAUCUUGUGAUUCAUCACCAUGUGGGUGCUUGAGGAGCUAUACAUGUUGAUGAAUUUGGAGAAGAUUAAAGGGGAUAUGUGGAUUUCAUCAGCAUCGCUUUUCAGGAACUUUGCUGAAUCCAUGUCAACAACUAGCUGCACUGACUCACCCGAGUUCGACCCAUGCCAAGACGAAAAAGCCGCUCUCAUCCUUAAAUUUUUGGCCAUUGCCACCAUCCUUGUCGCCGGAAUCCUAGGUGUCACCAUCCCAUUGGUCAGCAAAAACUAUGGCUUCUUCAAAACAGACUCCAGUCUCUUUUUCUCCACCAAAGCCUUUGGUGCUGGUGUGAUUCUCGCCACCGGAUUCGUGCACAUGCUACCAGAAGCCACAGAGGCGUUAACAAACCCGUGUCUCCCAGAAUCCCCUUGGUCCCAGUUUCCAUUUUCGGGCUUUAUCGCUAUGAUGGCUGCGUUGAUCACUUUGCUUGUUGACUUUAUCUGUACUCAGUAUUAUGAGAGUAAACAAAAGAAGCAAAUUGAAGAUGUUAAAGAUGAACAUGUGGGUGAUUCUGAUUCAGAAUCUUUGAGAGUUCCACUGGUGGUGAAUGACAAUCAUGAGGUGUUUGGAGAAGAAGAUGGUGGCGGGAUUCACAUAGUCGGGAUCCAUGCUCAUGCUGCUCAUCAUAGUCAUAAUCAUAAUGAAGUAACCGUGCAUUCGGAAGGGCGUUCGCAUAUGCAUCCGCAUGGAUUUAGUGAUGAUGAUGACGAGGGCGGUGCUCGGCAUGUCAUUGUUGCACAGGUGUUAGAACUCGGGAUCCUAUCACAUUCAAUCCUGAUUGGACUAUCACUAGGCGUUUCACAAAGCCCAUGUGCCAUCAGACCCUUGCUGGUUGCCUUAUCGUUCCAUCAACUUUUUGAAGGGUUCGCACUAGGCGGGUGCAUUUCGCAGGCAAAGCUCAGGCCCCUUCAUUCAGCUAUAAUGGCAUGCUUUUUCGCUAUAACAACGCCUUUAGGUGUCGGUAUAGGCGCAGUUAUCUGCUCAUUUUACAAUCCUAACAGCCCCAGAGGUCUUGUUAUUGAAGGGGUACUUGACGCUAUAUCAGGUGGCAUUUUGAUUUACAUGGCUUUGGUUGACUUAAUUGCUGCUGAUUUUAUGACCAAGAAGAUGAGAUGCAAUGUUAGGCUGCAAGCUGUGUCUUAUGUUGCAUUGUUUCUUGGGGCUGGGUUGAUGGCUCUUCUUGCAAUUUGGUCAUGAUAUAUAUAUCAUGUGUGUUGUGUAAUGUUAAGUUAUGUUAUUGUUUAGUUAUUUUCAUUAAUCUUUAUUACAAUACUAAAAAAAUUGGUUGUAGGGUAACAAACCCGGUAUCUUGUAUAUAUCUGUGAUUUAUUUUGUUUACAUUGGGAUUUUAAAA